UUCCAACAAAGUGGGUGUUUCAGGGUGUUCUUGUCAUGUUUCGCGAUAAACAAAACGAAUAGACAAAUUUACUAUUUGAAUUAUUUCACAAAUAAUUCAAUAAUUCAACCAUGAGAAAAUUUAAACCUAAGAAAUCGUCCAACGUAUUUCUUUUAUAAUAACACAGUGGUUUUCGUAAACAUUGUUUCGAGGUUAAGAAUAUAAAUUCUUGUUGACCUAUGUUUUGGAAUUGCCUAAAAACAUAUUAAUAAAUUGAACAUAGAAAUGUGUCCAGCACUUUUAGAAAAUGAAGAACGCUGUUUUGGUGGAAUAACAUUCUUUGCACAAAGUCACCCAGUUGAAGUUUGUGGUAGCAAUGGUCUACCUCUUACACCGAAUUCAAUAACCAUAUAUGGAAAGUCUCAGUUCUUGAAGACUAUACACCAUCCAAAUUUAUCAAUUUAUCUUGAUAUAAUUAGAAGUAAACAUGAAAGAAUAGUGGUGGUUACAGAGUACAAUGGAGAUCCAUUAAGCAAUAAGGAAAACUUAGGAAUAGAUGAUAUUAUAAAAAUAACAUUUCAAUGCUUAUUAGGUUUACAAAAAAUGAAUGCAUUAGGUUUAGUGCAUAGACAUUUAAACCCUGAAAAUAUACUCAUUAAUAAGAGCGGAAAUGUACAGUUAUAUAAUUUUGGUCUGUACUAUAUGACAGAUAAUGGAAAAAAUGUAUCUUUUCCUAUUGGGUAUCCAAAAUACACAGCACCUGAAGUAUUUUUGAGUCCUGGUAUUAGUAGUCCAAAAGUGGACUCCUGGUCUUUGGGUAUAAUUAUUGCUGAAUUAUUAUUAGGAAGACCAAUUUGGCCAGGUGUAAAGUUAUCUCAAUGUUUGCGAAAAGUUCUUAGUUUAAUACAUUGCGAAACUUCCGUAUUUGAACGCCUAGCGAGAGAAACUAAUUGCUAUAGCACUUACAAGGAAUUGCCUGAUAAUGUAAUAGAAUUUAUAGAUUCCUGUCUUCAAAUUCAUCCUUCGAAACGUAAAAUACCAGAGCAAUUGUUGAAACUGCCGAUAUUUGAAGAGUUUUUAUUAAAUAAUGAAAAUGAAAAAGAAGAAAAUCUUUAUAAGAAUGUUAUUGUUAGGAAAAUGGACGAAUUGUAUUAUUUAUGGCAGCUGGCGGGCGGAGACAUUACCGUGGAAUUGAAAAAACAAGGAUUGAUCAGAUCAAGACCACCUAUUUUAUCUAUUCCAAAUUUAGUUAUACUUUUAGGUCAAAUAUUUGGUCGUAGAGAUAGCGCUGGUUUGCUUGAUCUACGCGUAAUCAAAGUUCCGCUCGAUACACUGCGUCAACGAUUAUCUCACAUUCCGUAUAUAGCAAAUUAUCCAUGGUUAACAAAUCAAAUGCGUGUUCAAUCGCAAGAAGAUUUAAUAGAUGCUGCCUCUCAAUUACCUUUAAUCAUAAGAGAGAGGGAUACAGAAUAUCAAUUUCAUAGGAUUGUUUUAUACGAUAGAUUACUACAGGUCUACCCAAUAACCCGAGAAGCAAUCAUAGAAGAAGCCCACAAAGAUAUACCACCACCUGUUAGAGGAUCUGUUUGGGCGGCUUUACUUGGUAUUACUGGUGACAUUCAGAAACGGUAUGACAUGAUCGAUAAGGAAACACCCACGCAUACAGAUCGGCAGAUAGAGGUAGACAUACCGAGGUGUCAUCAGUACAGCGAAUUAUUAUCAUCUGGGGCAGGUCAUGAGAGAUUACAGAGAUUACUGAAAGCAUGGGUUCGGAAUAAUCCGCAUUACGUUUACUGGCAGGGAUUAGAUUCGCUAACAGCUCCGUUUCUCUAUCUUAAUUUUGACAACGAAGCUAGGGCAUUUGAAUGUUUAUCCGCAUUUAUUGCAAAAUAUCUUCAUAAAUUCUUUUUGAAAGACAACUCUGCCAUUAUACAGGAAUAUUUAGGAAAAUUUUCACAAAUUAUAGCAUUUCAUGAUCCACAGUUGGCUAAUCAUCUUAGAUCGAUUAACUUUGUACCGGAAUUGUUUGCUAUACCGUGGUUUUUAACAAUGUUUUCGCAUGUAUUCCCACUUCACAAAAUACUCCAUUUAUGGGAUAAACUUCUGCUAGGCGAUUCCUCGUUUCCACUUUUAGUUGGCUUAGCAAUAUUAAAACAGUUGCGCGAUUCACUUUUAACUUCGGGAUUCAACGAAUGUAUUCUUUUAUUCUCGGAUCUUCCUGAAAUUGAUAUAGAAUUAUGUGUUAAAGAUUCUAUGACGAUGUAUCAGAAUACACCAGCCAGCAUUACAUAUAGAAAACAUCAAUUUCACCAACCAAAGGAUGUAGAUUGGCCGGAAUCGGAACCAGGAACUGAAAAAGUGCCGAGAAUUAGCGUAGACGAUUUUUUACAUUUAUUAGAUACUACUUCUGAGAGAUUAAUAGUCGUCGAUAUACGUAAUAAUAUACAAUUUGAAAGAAGCGCUGUGGCGGGAAGUAUCAACAUUCCAUUCACAAAUGUACAACUAUCCCAAACUCAAAUUGAAACUCUUGGACCACAUGCCAAACCACUUGCAGAAAAUAAAGAUAGUAUUGUCGUAGUUAUUGGCCCUAAUGAUCAAAAUAAUGCCUUGUUUGCAGAUUUUCUUGUGAAACGUGGAGUUAUAGGAGUGUGUACCUUACGAGGAGAAAUUCAUGCGUUGCGAUCAAAGUCUUCAAAUGUUAAAGUAGUUGCGCGUUAAAAGUAACAUUUAAUUAUUACAGAUAUGUAGAAGUCUAUGUUUGUACAUGUACAUAUAUAUAUAAAUAUUAAUUUUAUUGUGUUACUUGUAUAUCUAUACAUUUUUACAAAGUUAUAAAUAUUGUAAAUGAUUAUUA
Messenger RNA from Hylaeus volcanicus, 2833 nucleotides. Its product is annotated as TBC domain-containing protein kinase-like protein. The transcript has 14 exons. The record is from RefSeq and is a predicted model, not a curated record. Lineage: Eukaryota; Metazoa; Arthropoda; Insecta; Hymenoptera; Colletidae. Gene Ontology annotation, biological process: activation of GTPase activity; protein phosphorylation. Gene Ontology annotation, molecular function: protein kinase activity; GTPase activator activity; ATP binding. The coding region runs from base 265 to 2697 and encodes 810 amino acids.